Molecule: messenger RNA, 1053 nt
Organism: Hippocampus zosterae (dwarf seahorse)
Lineage: Eukaryota; Metazoa; Chordata; Actinopteri; Syngnathiformes; Syngnathidae
Gene: ngdn
Product: neuroguidin, EIF4E binding protein
Exons: 11
Coding region: 1-948 (315 amino acids)
Biological process (GO): maturation of SSU-rRNA from tricistronic rRNA transcript (SSU-rRNA, 5.8S rRNA, LSU-rRNA)
Cellular component (GO): nucleolus; small-subunit processome
Source: RefSeq, a predicted model, not a curated record
AUGGCUUCUGCCGUCGACAAUGAUUUGAUCGACAGUGAUUUGCCCAAAGCUGUUAACCUGCUGAAGAGUCUCACAGAGCAGGUUUCAGCAGUUACCAGUCAUGUUCAAGAACUGAUCACCAAAGUUAAAGACGGUGUAUUUAAGACGACAAAGGGUUUGUCAUUUCUGGACCUUCGUUAUCACCUGCUACUCUUCUAUCUUCAAGACCUCACUCACCUAAUCAGCAUCAAGACAGAAGGUGGAAAAAUAAAGGAGAGCGAAGCCUUAACCCGAGUGGUAACGGUCAGGACGGUCCUGGAGAAGAUGCGACCUCUUGACCACAAACUCAAAUACCAAAUAGAUAAACUGGUGCGCACAGCUGUCACUGGCAGUUUGGCUGAAAACGAUCCGCUGCAGCUUCGGCCUAACCCGGAGAAUCUCAUCAGCAAACUGAGUGAGUCUGAAGAUGAAGAGAACCAGGGAUCGACGAAGAAAGUGGCCCCCUCCAGUGACAAGAAAUACAUUCCACCCAAGAUUGCAGCUGUAUACUAUGAUGGCGACAUGACAGAAGCAGACAAGAAGAAAGCUCAGGUGGAGCGCCAGCGGCGUGCUGCGCUGAGAAGCUCCGUGAUUCAGGAGCUGAGGCAGCAGUACAGCGACGCCCCCGAGGAGAUCCGGGAAAGGCGGGACUUUCAGAGUGAGAGAGAGAGCCGUGAGGAGCUACACAGGAAACAUUUUGAGGAAUCCAUGAUGGUUCGACUGAAUGUGCCCAGCCGAGAGAAAAACACCAUCAAGCGAAGAAUUAUGUCCAUGUCUGGUCAGCUGGGUGGCAUCACGCACUUUGGUGACAUCACAGCGCUGACGGGUGGUGAGGGUGGCCAGGAUGCUGAUGACCCCCGGCCCAAGAAAAAGAAGAAACAGAUCGUGAAAAAGAAAACUAGAAGGAAAGCCUUCAAGAAGCACAGAUAGAUCCGUGAAGUUGUCAUCACUUGGAUUUAACCAAGUUUUGGAGAGAAAGAUGUUUGGGGGGUUUUGUUGCCAUGUGGUUGAAAAACAAUAAAUAACUGAAAUAUA